CUGGGUUUCCCCGACCACUCCGCCCGGGGCCGUGGGGCGGGGGCCGGGAGGUGCCGGGGCCACGAUGCCCCGCCCGGCCCCCCUCGGUCGGCCUCCCGGGCUGGCCGUUUCUUUGCGUAACUCCCCAACAGCUUGCGUUUCCUGCUGUCCAGGGUCGGGGGCAGGGCGCACAGAGCGACAGCCGGUACUCUGGCAACCUGCCACACGCUCAGCCGGGCCUGAUCGGAGCCGCUCCCAUCAUGGGCUGUGGAGCCGGCGGGAGCUGCACGCCGCGCCCGCCCAUCCGCCAGCAGCCGGCACCAGAAACCCGCGUCGUCGCUGUGGUCUUCCUCGGCCUCCUGCUGGACCUCCUGGCCUUCACCCUGCUGCUGCCCCUACUGCCCGGGCUGCUGGAGAGCCACGGCCGUGCCCACGACCCCCUCUACGGCUCCUGGCAGCGCGGGGUGGACUGGUUUGCAGCAGCCAUCGGGAUGCCAGCAGAGAAGAGGUACAACAGCGUCCUGUUCGGAGGUCUGAUUGGCUCCGUUUUCUCGCUCCUGCAGUUCCUCUCCGCACCACUCACUGGGGCCGUGUCUGACUGCCUGGGGAGGCGCCCGGGGAUGCUGCUGUGCCUGGUAGGUGUGGCCACCUCGUACGCCGUGUGGGCUGCCUCGAAGAGCUUUGCGGCCUUCCUGGCCUCCAGGGUGAUAGGCGGCAUCAGCAAGGGGAACGUUAGCCUCUGCACCGCCAUCGUUGCCGACCUGGGCUCACCGUCUGCCCGCAGCAAGGGCAUGGCAGUCAUCGGGGUGGCCUUUUCUCUGGGCUUCACUCUGGGCCCCACACUGGGAGCCUUCCUGCCCUCGGAGACAGUGCCCUGGCUGGCCCUGCUCUUCGCCGUCUCGGACUUGCUGCUCAUCUGGUGCUUCUUGCCAGAGACGCUGCCCCCAGAGAAGCGGGCGCCCUCGGUCACCCUGGGGUUCCGGGCCGCCGCGGACCUGCUCAGCCCCCUGGCCCUGCUCCGCUUCUCCGCCGUGGCGCGGGGCCCAGACCCGCCCACUGGAGUCAGGCUUGGCAGCCUGCGCGGCCUGGGCCUGGUCUACUUCCUCUACCUCUUCCUGUUCUCGGGCCUGGAGUUCACGCUCAGCUUCCUGGUGCACCAGCGCUUCCAGUUCAGCAGGGUAGAACAGGGGAAGAUGUUUUUCUUCAUCGGUCUCACCAUGGCCACCAUCCAGGGCGCCUACGCCCGGCGGAUCCGCCCUGGCAGGGAGAUCGCGGCUGUGAAGCAGGCCAUCUUGCUGCUCAUCCCCGCUUCCCUCUUCGUCGGCUGGGGACACACGCUGCCCAUCCUGGGCUUGGGGCUGCUCCUCUAUUCCUGGGCCGCAGCCGUUGUGGUCCCCUGCCUGUCCUCCGUGGUCGCCGGCUAUGGCUCGCCCCGGCAGAAGGGCACGGUCAUGGGCACGUUGCGGAGCUUGGGCGCCCUGGCCAGGGCCGUGGGGCCCGUGGUGGCCGCCUCAGCGUACUGGCUGGCCGGCGCCCGUGUCUGUUACACCGUGUGCGCGGCGCUCUUCCUGCUCCCCUUCUCCAUCCUGCGGACCCUGAGCCCCCCGGCGCGGACACUCAAGGCCGAGUAGCUGGGCCGCCCGCCUGCGGUGAUGUGAGGACUGGGGGCUGCGCGGCUAAGUGGGGGCCUGGGCCAGGACAGCUCCCCACUGCCCGCCUGACCCCCUCCAGCGCCCUCACCCCCGCCCCCGGGGUCUGGGGCUUGCAGGUGCAAGAUACUCCAGCAUGGACCUGCCUGUCAGGAUCAGACUCAAACCUUCCAGACUUUCUUCGUUGUCUUCUGUUCUCAACGACACAGGGCCUCAGCAUGACAAAGCAGCUGUUACAUACCAAGUGCCUUCCUGCGGCGCACAUCCCGUCCCCCCACCUCCCCCGGGCACCAGGGGCAGCAACUGGAGGGACAGCUGUUCCAGCUGCACUGACCACAGGGUGCCAGGCUCUGCCCGCUGGUUUCCCUUCUGCCCUGGGGUGGGGGUGGGGAGGCCGCCUGACGCCCCUCUCCUCUCCGGGGCCCUGGCCCGAAGCCCCCAACACCGCCCUCUGGGAAAGAACAGGAAGACACCUGGGGCAGGGUGCUUCUCAGACAGUGUCCCCCAGGGUCCAAAGUGACAAACUGCUGGAUCAAGAGAUAAGUGCUCACUUUGGAAUCUUCAGAACAUUAAACUUCUGAAGUCCUAUUUUAAAGGAGCAAACAAAAAGAAUUAAGAUGCAAGGCUGCUUCCCAAGGUUAGACAAGGAAACUGCGUAAAGAAUUUUAUUUGUGAGUAAAACAUGUUACAAUGAAGAAAGGCCAUAGGACCUGUCCUCCCAAGCCUGUGUCUGUAUAUGCAACUAAACUUCAUGUUGAGAUACAAAGAGUUAAAAUAAACUACAAAAAUGAAAUUAAAA
Bubalus bubalis (water buffalo) is the source of this 2427-nucleotide messenger RNA. It is a transcript of the gene SLC75A1, whose product is annotated as major facilitator superfamily domain containing 10. Gene Ontology annotation, biological process: transmembrane transport. The transcript has 13 exons. Gene Ontology annotation, cellular component: brush border membrane. Bases 240 to 1610 code for a protein of 456 amino acids. Gene Ontology annotation, molecular function: transmembrane transporter activity. The record is from RefSeq and is a predicted model, not a curated record. Lineage: Eukaryota; Metazoa; Chordata; Mammalia; Artiodactyla; Bovidae.